Danaus plexippus (monarch butterfly) is the source of this 753-nucleotide messenger RNA. RefSeq lists its product as uncharacterized. The record is from RefSeq and is a predicted model, not a curated record. The coding region runs from base 35 to 622 and encodes 195 amino acids. NCBI's taxonomy places the organism in Eukaryota, Metazoa, Arthropoda, Insecta, Lepidoptera, Nymphalidae. The transcript has 4 exons.
UUUAUAUACAAUUUACAGGAUCAGUGUUAGAAAGAUGUCAUUUAUAAAACGACUUAUACGUAUUUUAAAUAUAACUGUACUUCAAAUAUUUUUAUUUCGAAUCGCUCCUGUGGAUUUAGAGGAUGUUUAUUAUAUAGCGCAAUUCAACGACAAAAUAACAGACUGCGAAGAUUUUGAUAAUAAUUUUUUUAAAUGUGAAAAUUUUGUACUAGGGUUUGUGAAGGACACAGAUGAAAGUGGUAUAGGACUGUCGGGGCAGAUAAACUUGUUGGAAACUGCAAUAGACGACUACAAGGUAAAUUUGAAUAUAUACAAGGAAACACCGGUUGGAAUGGAGUUUACGUAUAGCGUAGAAGGAAAUCUAUGUAAUAGUUUUAAACAAGAGGAUAGUCCAUGGUACCCCUUACUGAAGACUUUUAACAAAUCUUCGUGCCCGGUAGAGCCUGAAAUAUUUAAUGUAGAGCAAUUGGUUAUUUCAUUGGAUUUUGCUAAGGAUGUUCUGCGUCAUGAAUAUUGCGGUUCCUAUAUCGUUGAAAUGACGACAUCAACAAGUUCAGGGGAAGCCUUAUCGUGUCACAAUAUACCAGUGGAGAUAGUUGAGAAGAGUUGUGAUGAAUCUUAGCCGAUUUCACCGUCUGUGUUCGUUUUUGGUUUUAACAAUAUUAUUUCAAAAGUUUUUCAGCCAUUUUGUUAAAUGCUUUCAUUUACCCUGUUUGUAUUUUACGUAUGAUAUUAAAAGUUAUAUAAUCCAAA